AUCCUCUCCAGUCUUCAGAGUUGGACGACAUCCUGAACGACCUUCAGAGCGCCGGGCCUCCUCUCUUCACAGACCAGCGGCCCGUCUCUCAGACCAGUCCGAUGGACAAGCAGAACAUCAUCAACGACAUCCUGCAGAUGUCCGACGGCGGCGCCGCCCUCCAGCAGCACCGGAGCAUCAGCAUGAACCCCAAUUUCACCGGGGUGCGUCCAGUUCAGCCGGGUCGGGGUCUGCCUGUGAGGAGUGUGUCUCUGGAUAUGAACGUGUCCCCCCAGCAGGGAUCACUUCAGUAUCCAAUCAGAGCCACCAGCCCAUAUACUCUCAUGCAACAACAACAUCAACAACAACAACAACAACAACAGCAGCAGCAGCAGCAGCAGCAGCACAGCAUGAUGGGUAAUCAGGCUGGGAUGGUCAAUGCAGGACUGAUGGCCCCCGGGGGUCCACGUCCCAGCAUGCAUCAGCAGCAGGAGGGUUGGGGGGGGUCCUCAGCCUCGGCCCCUCCUCUCGGAGCAUCAGGUCCCGCUCAGCAGGGGGCCCUUCAGGCCAGGAUGGCGCCCAACGGAGCCCCUCUGAGGCCCAACAGCCAGCCGGGGCCUCGACAGAUGCUCCAGGGCCCCAUGAUGCCCAAUGCCCAGUCUGAUAUGGACAUUGGGAUGGUCUCUCAUCACUUCUCCCAGCAGCAGGCCCCCCCCAACACCACGGCCCCCUGGCCCGACAGCAUGAUGCCCAUCGACCAGACCGCCUUCGUUAACCAGGCCAGGCCGGUGCACGCGGCCCCCCAGGAGGACCUGCUGUUGGGAGGGGGGGGGCACAGCUCUGGGGAGGGGGUCCCUGUGGACGAGGGGGUCCUCAUGUCUCAGCUCUACACCGCCCUCAAAGACUUCGAUGGGCUGGAGGAGAUCGACCGGGCGCUGGGGAUCCCGUCUCUGGUAGAACAAAACCAGUCCCUGGAGCAGGAUCAGUUCCAGCAGGACUCCAUGCUGAUGGACCAGAAGCCCCCCAUGUACUCCCAGCAGUUUGCAGCCCCUCCCUCUCACCUCUCUCAGAGGGGGGGGUACCCCCUGCAGGACCAGGGCUUCCACCCCCUGGGGGGUCCCAUGGGCCCCCGCCCCGGGUACCCCAUGAUGAGGAUGCAGACCAGACCGGGACUCAGGCCUGGGGGGGGCGUUCCAAACCAGCCAAACGCUCUGAGGCUGCAGCUGCAACACCGACUUCAGUCCCAGCAG
Notothenia coriiceps (black rockcod) is the source of this 1229-nucleotide messenger RNA. RefSeq names its product nuclear receptor coactivator 2-like. The transcript is spliced from 6 exons. Gene Ontology annotation, molecular function: nuclear receptor binding. Lineage: Eukaryota; Metazoa; Chordata; Actinopteri; Perciformes; Nototheniidae. Gene Ontology annotation, cellular component: nucleus. The annotation marks the transcript as partial. Gene Ontology annotation, biological process: cellular response to hormone stimulus; positive regulation of transcription by RNA polymerase II. The record is from RefSeq and is a predicted model, not a curated record.